This is a messenger RNA of Candida dubliniensis CD36, 339 nucleotides long. RefSeq lists its product as uncharacterized. The transcript has a single exon. The record is from RefSeq and is a predicted model, not a curated record. The coding region runs from base 1 to 339 and encodes 112 amino acids. Lineage: Eukaryota; Fungi; Ascomycota; Pichiomycetes; Serinales; Debaryomycetaceae.
AUGUUUCUUGAAAAUUUAUUAAACGAACAUCAUCAUCAUCAUCAUCAUCAUCAAAGACAAUACCCACCACAUCCACCAUACUAUCAUCCAUAUCAACAUUAUCAUUAUGAUGAUAUGAAACAAAAUAUUUAUUCAAAUUAUUAUCCUGGUCAUACUUAUACUCAUGUUCCUCCUGCUUCUCCUUCACCACCACCACCACAUCCACCACAUCCAGAAUUUGGUUUUAAUGAUUCACCAUUUAAUGACUCUCAUCAUCAUAGUCAUCAUCGUCAUUCACUUCAUCAAGAUGAUCCUAUGAGACCACAUGGUCAUCAUCACCACCACCAUGGUCAUCAUUGA